Molecule: messenger RNA, 1737 nt
Organism: Trichoderma gamsii
Lineage: Eukaryota; Fungi; Ascomycota; Sordariomycetes; Hypocreales; Hypocreaceae
Exons: 1
Coding region: 1-1737 (578 amino acids)
Biological process (GO): protein phosphorylation
Cellular component (GO): cytoplasm
Molecular function (GO): ATP binding; protein serine/threonine kinase activity
Source: RefSeq, a predicted model, not a curated record
AUGGCGGCUGCUCCAAUCCCUACGCCACGUGAAAUUCCAUUUGCCACCUUCACAGCUGCAAACGACGCAGCCGUUCUGCUGCUCGAGCUCAUCCAGGCUAAAGCGUCACCGCCAACUCUCAUCAGCAGCGGAAACACCAUCGGCUAUCACAUAUCACUACCUCUAUCGUCUGAUAGCUCUAGCUCUAGCUUAGAGGACAAUGGCUCUGAUUCAGCCUCCGAUUCCCAAGCCAACUCAGACUCUUUAAACCUUGUGCGAUGGAAAAUUGGCGCUGGUGCAUCUCCAACAUUGGCUGAUAAAGGCCUGGGUUACACCAAUCCAGACAUUCUUCUCUGCGCUCCGGGCGACACGCCGGCUUCUCACAGAAUUCGCAACUACAUCAAAGACUUCCACGCAUACAUCACCUUCCAUCCGACUUCAGGCGUACUCAGGCUUAUGACAGUCUGCGAUCGACCAGUCAUCUACGAGCAAGGCGAUAUGCACGACAAUGACCUGACCCUCCGCUUAGAUGAAUGGGGCAAAGCAAUGACUUGUGUCCUGCGGAGAGAGCGAAAUUAUCUUCGUUUUGGUCCUUACCGAUUUCUGUUUAAUUUCGUCACUCAGACCCGACAGAAUUUCGAUAGUUUUACUGCUCAUAUGAACGAGGUUAUCAAGAGCGACUUCCACGGACUUAAUCCCUCACGCCUUUUCAACUUUAUCCCAAUGCCAAGUCCAUAUCACGAGACUUCAUGGAAUAUUUGGUUUCAUCACAAGAUCCCUACCACCAACGUCAUCACUGGUGUCGACAUUCAUACAGGACAGCCGGUUGCUGUCAAGAAGUUGUUGAACAAAGAGGCGUCCAAGAUACGCCAGCAUGUUGUCGAACGCCUGAAGACGGCCCUUCAGAGUCGAGACGCACAGGACAAUGGGAUUCUUGGAAUCAUCGAUAUCUGGUGUUCUCAUCAGACCUCUCCUCCAUGCCUUUUUGAUGCGUCCAACACCGAGAUGCUCGAUGAGUGCCGACACACCUUCUAUUCCAUGCCGCUCGCCAGAUACAGUUUUCUGGAUCUUCCUUGGACCAAGUUGGAACACGAUACACGUCUUGCAUACUUUCAUCAGACAUUAUUGGGUCUCUCUGCGCUGCAUGAACAAGGCCUUGUCCACGGUAAUAUUCGGCCUAGUUCACUGCUUGUAUUGGCCAACACAACACACAAAUCGUAUACGACUACGACAGCUCUUUCAACCAAAAAGGCCGUCUUGUCACUCUCUAUGAGCCAAACGGAGAGAAAGCCGUAUGAUACAACUCUCAUAUGUAUCGCGCCUGAGACCUGGGAGAAGAGAAAUAGUAGAUCAACAACAGACCUAGAUGAGACCAAACUCGACAUUUGGGCCUUGGCUACCUCGUGGCUUUACACCUUUAUGCGACCGCCGGAUAAUUUUAAGAUUGUAACAGAGCGCGACUAUUUACUGAUGCAAGGGCAACUGCAGUUUCGGAUAAAACGGCUUUCAUCUUUAGGGCCUUUUGCCCCUCUUUUGAACCAAAUGCUUGCUUGGGAACCAGAGCAGCGGCCAAGUGCAGCCGAAGCUCUUGCAAGCACCGCCUGGCAGCCUUUAUGGGAUGAGAAACGAAGGAGGGAAGAUAAAAUGAAGCAGAAGCGGAAGGCCAAGGCGCAAUCUGAUGGAAUCAAAAGAGUCAGAGUGCUCUCACCCGAUACAGAAGAUUAUAAGACCAUUGAGCCAGACUCGAAACAGGAUUGA